Schistosoma intercalatum is the source of this 2918-nucleotide messenger RNA. Lineage: Eukaryota; Metazoa; Platyhelminthes; Trematoda; Strigeidida; Schistosomatidae. The record is from the annotation of a GenBank genome assembly.
AUUUGAACCAUUUGAAUUUAGACUGACCUUGACAGUGUCCACCUAAUAACCAGGACCGAAGAGGGUUAUAAGCCUGUCCCAACUAUGUAAUUUACUGUACAUUAAGGGAUUAAAUUGGAUUUAAAUAGUAUGCCUAUUAAACGAUCAUCUGGACGUUUAGGACCUAUUGGUGGUGGUGUUAAUAACAAUACACGAAGAGCAUGUGAGCAGAUGGUGUCGUCAGUACCAUUAGUGAAGCACUCUACAUUUCCUGUUGUGCCCAAAUUAUCCCGUAUAUCAUUUCUUUCUCUCAGUCUAAUGCUGUGCUUAACAUCUACAUUAACUCAGCACAUGUAUCUGUAUAGAACUGUGUGGUGGUUACCGAAUUCGUCAAUCGAAUACCCUGUAGAACUUGACUCAGUCGACUAUUAUGUUACGGCCCAUAUCAUCUUUAUGCUGUGUACUCCGUAUGUCUAUUUAAUAGUGCUUAAGCUUCUUCCUUCAUUUAUAAUGACAUCACUGAUAAUGCGCUCAGUCCUGGGUUUACUCAUUUUUACUUCCUGGGGCUACGUCAUGAUCUGGAUUUUAAAUCGGAUAGAAUAUUCCGGGACAACAAUCUUGUAUCACCUAUCCGGAAUAUUGUUGCUGGCGUAUUUUCCCAUACUGACUCUCUUAGUUUACCAUUCUCGUUAUUUGGAGAAAAUCGUUUGUCAAGACAGUCGUCAUCAUCAUCCAAAUGGUACUGAUAGUACCAAUAAUAAUUAUUGGGGCGACAGUAGUUCAAGAGUUGUAUAUCGACCGUCUGUUUUCAGGUUAAGAAAUUGUCUACAGCUGUUUACAUCAUCCUGUUGGCGAUGUCUCACAAUCAUUACGGAUUGGCCAUGUUUACCUUUUGAGAACAUGUUUUUUCCAACGCCAUAUACAUUUGUUCCUUCAAGACAACUCCAUGCAUCAACUGAUCAUCCAUCAUUUCAAACCAUCUACUAUACAAGUGACGUAGAUUCAAAUAAUUAUUUAAUGAAUCAUCAGUGUUUAGGUGCAACACCUGAACAAAUACGUGAAGAAGUUGAACUGUAUAGACGUGAUUUUAAUGCAAGGUUAAUGGAUAUUUUAAUUGGUACCUUACAUGCAGUUUAUUAUGGAUGCUUUCUACCAAUGAUAUUUGUCCAGAAUGAACACUUAUAUAUUGAUUAUUGGUGGUGCAUUCAGCAUUGUUUCUUGACUGGCUUAGUAGUCUUUCUGUUACGUUGGCAUUAUUUUCUACCAUGUGAUUACAUCGAUUUGCUGCAUCGAAUUUCUGUGCAUUUGGGUAGUUGGCAGAAUUCGCUCACACGAAGUGGAUAUAUAAACGCUAUAUCAUGGUCAGCGUCUACCAUUUAUCCGCAUGGGGUUGCAGUUAAACAUAUGCACGGUCUAUUUCGAUCUGUGGGAAUUAAUAACUGUGCUGAACCUGGCAAUCGACUUCAUUCACGAUUUUAUGUCCUGGGUUCAAAUCAUGUGAAGCGGCGGGAUCGUGGAUGUACAUUGUCAAGGAGGAGUCCCACGUUUUCAGAUUUGCAAUGAUGAUCUAACAUCAAUCGGUUUAUGAUCUUAAUUUAAAAGGAAUUAUCAAAUAGAUUUGUUCGAAAUGAUUAUGUCCUAUUUUAACUAGUAAUCACUGCUUACCUUUAUAUGUACCCCUUGUUUUUUUUGUUUUUUUUUUGUCUAGUUUCUAUUCAAUAAUCCGAAAUAUAUAAGUAGUAUAUUAAUGUGUCUUUUAUUAUUUAGUAUUAUGUAUCAAUGUAUUUGUUCAUAUUGGAUAUAUGAAUGGUAUAAAUUAAUUGGUUUAAUUAUAGAUGCAUUAUUUUGUUUUCUUAAUUUAUAUUUACAUUUACGUAAUUUAAUUUUAAUACAUUUUGUUUAUUCAUCAUCAAAAGAGAAAUUAUGUAAUAUGACAAAUUAUUUAAGUCAUUCAUUAAUUCAUUUCUUUAUUACUACUACGGCUACUACUACUACUUCUUCUUCUUCGUAUAAUAAUUCAUCUACAAAUUCUAUGAUUAAUUAACUUUCUUAUUUGUUCUUCUUCUUCUUCUCCUCCUCAUAUCAAUCUAUAUUUAAUUCAUAAUUAUGAAACUUUUCUUUUAUCUUGACAAUCAUGAAUUAUUUUUUGUAUUUCUUAAUGGAUCAAUAUCUUCCCCCCAUUGUUUACUCUCAAGGUACUCUCAAGGUAUAUAUUGCUUGUAUAAAUCUAUGAGAAUAUUAUAUUCUGGUUACUACAUGGUUACUACAUCUUAUACUUGUGCUUUUUUUUAUAUUUUUUUGUUAAUAAAAUAAUGAAUAAAUAUGGUUUUACUACAAUGAAUACUUUUGUAAUACUUAAUUACUCCUAUUACUCUCAAUGAAGUAUCCGCCAACCGACCAACAUUUUCAACCAACUCUGUCUUGGGCAUUCUUUUCUACUUCUAUUCAAUUGUUGUUCAUUCUUCUCAUAUCUGUCUCCAUUUCUCGGUGUUAUGUGUUUUUUUAGCCUUCCUCUCCUUCUUUGGCCUUGAGGAUUCCAGGUGAGGGAUUGCCUUGUGACGCAGUUGGAUGCUUUCCUUAAUAUGUGACCUAUCCAUUUCCACGCUUCUUCCUCCGUUGGGAUCUGGUUUGUUCUUUCCCACAGUAGGUUGUUGUUGAUAGUGUCUGGCCAAUGGAUCUAAAGUAUUUGUGUAGAUACCUGUUAAUAAACACUUGUAAUAAAUAAAUAAACAAGAAUAUGAAAACAUGGUGCUGAUAGCGAAUAGGCUAUUUAAUUUAUCUUAGUUUCUGAUGAAGAUUACGAUCAAUAUCUUUUAAAGCUCUACAUCACAUUUGAAAACAAUCUCAGAACCUUCAAUGAUAUACGCCUUAAUUAUAUCAGCAAAAUGUUUCUUCUGUUGUCGUAUUUUUUCUUGCCCUAAAUAGAUAAACAGUCAUUA